Molecule: messenger RNA, 1239 nt
Organism: Spirodela intermedia
Lineage: Eukaryota; Viridiplantae; Streptophyta; Magnoliopsida; Alismatales; Araceae
Source: the annotation of a GenBank genome assembly
AUGGACGGCUCUGAGAUACCGCCCUUCUUCGUUUGCCCGAUAUCGCUGCAGGUCAUGGAGGAUCCCGUCACCCUGUGCACCGGCGUGAGUUACGACCGGGAGAGCAUAAGCCGGUGGCUGUCGGCGUACAGGCAAGCGACGUGCCCCGUCACCAACCAGCCGAUAGCCGACAAGACGCUCACGCCGAACACCACCCUCCUCCGCCUCAUCCACUCCUGGGCGGCGGCGAAGGCCGCGACCACCCACCGGCUCCCGCUAGCGGCGGCUCCGCCGAGAGCUGUCGUCGACGUCUCGGCAAUCCUCGCUCUGGCCGGCGAGUUGAGGAGGCCGGAGGGGCAGCUCAGUGCCAUGAGGAGGAUCAAGGAGCUGGUGCAGGAAAAUGGCGAGUACAGGGACUUCAUGGAGGAGACCGGCGUCACCUCCCUCGUCUCCCAGCUGGUGACGAAACCUCCGCCGCCGGAAGGCUGCGGAUCCCUCCUCAACAACGCCGUCGCCAUUUCCGACGAGGCUACCUCCUUGCUCUACCUAAUGAGCCCGCCGGCGGCGAUCCUCAAGAAGCUCUCGGAAAUCAGAAACGGCGAACUGAUAAGAUCGCUCUCGUCGAUCUUACAGAGGGGUUCAUACCAGGCGCGGGUUCACUCCAUCCUCCUCCUCAGAACCAUUUUCAUGGCGGUGGACGGCAACUUCAAGGCGGACCUCCAGGCCGACCUCUUCGACGGCGCCGUGGAGAUCCUGAAAGACCAGAACUGCGACCGCGCAGCAUCCGUGGCGGCGCUGUCGGUCCUCGCGGAGGUGGCGCCACACGGGAGGAACCGCGUCAAGGCGGUGGAGAGCGGCGCGGUGGCGGCGCUGGUGGAGCUGCUGGCGGAGGAGAAGGGGGAGGGGAGGAAGUGCGAGGCCAUGCUGGCCCUGCUGGAGCAGCUGUCCCGGCGGGCAGAGGGCAGGGCGGCGCUGGUGAGCCACGCCGCCGGCGUCGCCGCCGUGGCCGGGAAGCUCCUGUCCGGCUCCGCCGCCGCCGACGGGAAGGCGGUGCGGAUCCUGCUGCUCCUCUGCAGGUCCUGCGGGGGGAGAGCGCUGGUGGAGGAGAUGGCGGCGGUGGGGGCCACGGAGAAGCUCGUGGCGCUGGCGAGGCAGCAGGAGGGGAACAGCAAGACGAGGGAGAAGGCCAAGGAGAUCCUCGCCAUCAAUCUGGACUCCUGGAGGAGAUCCCCCUGCUUCCCUGCAAACUUUGUCCCCUGA